AACACAAGGAUAUGGCUGACGAGAGGGGUGGAGGUGAAGACAACGCUAACGACAACAUGGGAAACCAGUUACAGCUCUUACCAGACAAUGAGGAAGAGGAAGAGGAGGAUGACAUGGAGACGGAAGAUCAAGAUAGUAAAGAGGCAGAGAAGCCCAAACUUAUCACCUUUGACCCCAGUCUUCCCACAUCACAUGCAUACCUGGGUUCAGACAUGGAGGAGUUUCAUGGCCGUACUGUCCACGAUGACGACAGCUGUCAGACCAUUCCUGUGCUGCCACACACGGCUGUGAUGUUGGUGCCGGGCCAGACGCUGCCUCUGCAGCUCUUCAGGCCGCAGGAGGUCAGCAUGAUGCGAAGCGUCAUCCAGAGAGACCGCACCUUUGCUGUGCUCGCACACAGUGAAACAGGUGAGCCGGAUGCAGAGUUUGGAACUACAGCUGAAAUCUAUGCAUACCGAGAGGAGCAGGAGUACGGCAUUGAAACGGUCAAAGUGAAAGCUGUAGGGAGGCAGAGAUUUAAGGUCCAUGAGAUAAGAACUCAAGCAGACGGGAUCAAACAGGCUAAAGUACAGAUCCUUCCAGAACGAAUCCUUCCAGACCCCCUCUCCGCUGUGCAGCUGACACCCCUGUCCAGGCUCCACAUGCACCCCUCCUCCAAACCCCCGAGUCAGAGCUGCAAACAGGCUCAGUGCUGGUGGAAUAACUACAAACAGAGAAAGUUUCACUGUGCCAGUUUGACGCCAUGGCCACCCUGGGUCUACGCACUCUAUGAUUCUGAGUCGCUCAUGAACAGGGUGAAGAAACAGCUUCACGAAUGGGAUGAGAAUCUGAAGGAUGAUUCCCUCCCUGCAAAUGCAGUAGAUUUCUCCUAUAGAGUAGCAGCCUGUCUGCCCAUAGAUGAUGCUCUGCGGCUUCAGCUAUUGAAGAUUGGCAGCGCCAUCCAGAGACUUCGCUGUGAGCUAGACAUUAUGGACCGGUGUACGUCGCUGUGCUGUAAGCAGUGCCAGGACACAGAAAUCACCACAAAAAAUGAGAUCUUCAGCCUGUCCCUGUAUGGCCCCAUGGCUGCAUACGUCAAUCCUCACGGUUACGUCCACGAAACGCUGACUGUCUACAAAGCCAACAACCUUAAUCUGGUUGGCAGGCCAUCUACACUGCACAGCUGGUUUCCAGGGUACGCCUGGACGAUUGCUCAGUGUCGAACCUGCGGAUCCCACAUGGGUUGGAAGUUCACAGCCACCAAGAAGGACUUGUCUCCGCCUCGUUUCUGGGGUCUUACUCGUUCAGCCAUGCUCCCCCGUAUCCCACAGGGUCAAGGGGAGGAGGGCAGAGAGGGCUCUCGCCUCUUCUGCCUGUGACGCCAGACCAUCCAUUUGCCUCAUUCAAAAAAGCCCCUGCAAACCUCCCACAGUCUGCAUCUUUAGCCAGUUUCUGGCUGCAGUUAAAGUAAUCAGUGCAUCACAAUGCCACCCCAGCAGCAAAUUCAUAAUAUUAGUGGAAAGGUCAUUCGGCCUUCAGAUGGCACUCUCAAGAGCAUAUUUGAAUAGGCUGGAUGUAAUUAUUAUUCUAAAAGGUUCUUAAAAUGUGGAGGCAGCGGCGAGAUGCUGAAAGCAGUCAGAGUGAGAAUCAAAUUGAGACUUACAGAAUGGACCAUGAUAUGUGGUUAAGAUCCCAGCAUGCAGCUGCCUGAUCUGCACCUCUUUCCAGCUGUUUUCUUAAUAGAAAAACACGCAGACCCACAAAGAUAUGCUGAAUGCAUAAUGCUUUUUACCUUCACCUCCUUUCCUCUGUCUCUGCUGGUUGCACGCAGCUAACUUUGAGAUGUCGUUGGCAAGCUGUGAUGGCCACUUUAAGCUGUUGUAAAAUCCACAUACAGUCAUUUUAGCUAGCAUUCAGAUCCUUUUGUGAGUUUUUAUUAUAUCAGCUGCAAUAGACCAGUGGAGUAAACUGUUUGAAUGAAAGUGCUCUCAUGUAUGUGUAGAUCUGUCAUGAUGGGAGACAUUUUGAAUCUUGGAAUUACAUUGGAUGUAUUUUUGUAUGCAAGAAGGUUGGAAAUUAAUCUAACGUAUUCAUUGAUGUUUGGAGAAACUGCAAUUUAUUACCACGGUGAAUUUGUUUUGUUCUAAAAAAAAGAAAAGAAAAGAAAUGACACUAAUGAUAUUGUGUAAUAUAUCUGAUAUAAUCUGUGUCUGUUUCGUAUUCACUAGAGCCUCAUUAUCCCAUCUGGAAACAAGCAUCAUCUUUGGUUGCAUGAGUGAAAAUUAGAGAUGCAUUGGUGCCUUGUGGCAGACUGUUUUAUUAAAGGUCAAAGCCCAUUGAGACAGAGCAAGAGGAGCAUUUACCCGUCUUUUAGUUUGUUCAUGCGUGGUAUGUUAAAAUGGUGUGCCUAUGCUCCAGCUCCGUGUCUUUUCGAAGUGUGAGGAAUCAGAUUCACAAUGGUGAUGCGAUAAAAGAGUUAACUCUUUUAUUUUUUUAGUUUUCUCUUGGGUUUGUAGUUUGACAGCUUUCAGGAUUUUACUUCUAGUGAUUCAAGGUGUUGCAAAGUGCUGGCUCACGUUUGUAUUAAUGUAAGUGUAAAAAUGAGGCAGCAUUUGUUGUUUUAUAUGGCUGUCGAUCUACUGUUUGUAGAAUCUAUUUUUUGCAAAACUCUCCAUGUUGCUGAAUUUUAUUAGGAAAUUCUUUUUAUCAGUAAGCCGAGUAGCGCAAUGAGAAAUCAUCUAAAUUCAGCAUAAAAUGUAAGGAAAUUUGUGUUUGGUUGUAACAGUGCUUCUUCACAUUAAAUCUUAUA
Molecule: messenger RNA, 2788 nt
Organism: Archocentrus centrarchus (flier cichlid)
Lineage: Eukaryota; Metazoa; Chordata; Actinopteri; Cichliformes; Cichlidae
Gene: crbn
Product: cereblon
Exons: 11
Coding region: 12-1358 (448 amino acids)
Biological process (GO): protein ubiquitination
Cellular component (GO): Cul4A-RING E3 ubiquitin ligase complex
Source: RefSeq, a predicted model, not a curated record